AUGCACAUCCACUUUGGCAUCCCGGAGGCCUUUUCUGGCCUCACGCAUCUCUUUGGCAACAAUGCGAACACCUUGGCGCGUCGAGGGUAUCUCGAGGACCCCAAUGAGAAACUCCCCGCCAUCGUCCCGGCCGUGCUCACUGUCGUCGUCUACGGUCUCGUCUUCCUGGUCCUCCUCCCAUGCGCCAACGCUCUCGACCGCGUGAGGGCAAACUACACCCCCAAGGGUGUCAGCCUCGGCGACGAGGAUGUCUUUGUUGGUCCUCGCCUUACCGGCGUGUUCAGCACCCUCCGCCGCGUCAAGAGCCUCGAAGGCUGGUUCGGCGUGUACAGGGGCGUGUACGCCCUGAUCCUUACCAGCGCCGUCGUCAACAUCCUGCUCCUCGCGGUUUGGGGUAUCCUGUCUCUGAUCGGAGGCCGCGUGGCCGUUUGGGCCCCGCUGGUGGUCCUUCCAUUCGCUGUCGUCCUCUCCGUCCCGGUUGUCAUUCUCGUCAACAGGGCGAUUGUCACGCCGUACCGCACUCUCAGCACACCUUGGGGAGCCCUCCGCACGCUCCUGACGCCUUAUGAGCGCUCAAGGCCGUGGGUCCUCUUCAAAAUCCCUGGUCUGCUCGCGACCCUGGUUCUCGUCAGCGCAUGGGAGAUGGUGCUCCGCGUGUUGGUCGCCCCCGGUGUCCUGCCCGACAACCAGAACCUCCGCAUUGCCCUCGGCGUCACCCUCCCAAUCAUCAGCACCGCCUGGCUUGUGCCGCUCAAGGUGCUCGUCAUGAAGAUCUCGGUCCAGGAGAACCGCGAGUACCAUGCCCCGCCGGCCGACGACGCAGAGGCGACCUCCGACGCCGACGUCGACACCGAGGCACAGCGCCCUGAUGUCGCCGCCCUGGAGCCCCUUCGUAUUGCCGACGAGGAGGUCGUCGCGCUGCGUCCAGGACCUCACUACCGUGGUGUGUUUGACGCUGUGCGCACCAUCAUCACAGAGGAAGGCAAGGGUGCGCUCUAUCGCGGCUGGGGCUGGACCCUCCUGGGCAACUGUCUUAUUGCUGGCGGGGUGGUAGUGUUCAUCUUGAACCCCGCGGUCCCUGGCACCCCUGCGUAG
Messenger RNA from Apiotrichum porosum, 1095 nucleotides. RefSeq lists its product as uncharacterized. The record is from RefSeq and is a predicted model, not a curated record. Bases 1 to 1095 code for a protein of 364 amino acids. NCBI's taxonomy places the organism in Eukaryota, Fungi, Basidiomycota, Tremellomycetes, Trichosporonales, Trichosporonaceae. The transcript is spliced from 2 exons.